Messenger RNA from Rubroshorea leprosula, 1599 nucleotides. NCBI's taxonomy places the organism in Eukaryota, Viridiplantae, Streptophyta, Magnoliopsida, Malvales, Dipterocarpaceae. The record is from the annotation of a GenBank genome assembly.
UCUUCUUUAAAACAAAAUACUGAAAACAAACUUUUUAUUUUACGAUUCCGGAAAAAUUCUGAAGCUACCCUUUGAUGACUUCUUUGAUCCACUAAACUCUAAUUCCGAUCGCCGCUGCUUUUCUUCCGUCGGUUUUACUCCGGAGAUCUGCUCCAAUUCCAUCAUUCUUCUCCCCAGAAAUUUUCCGAGUUUCUUCUUUGUUGGGUAUUACAGAUGAUAGAAUGCAGUGUUUGCCGCUCCAAAUUGCAGUCACCCAAUAGCAAAACAAUUUCCAAGGCAUAUGAUCGGCACAGAAGUGAUGUCUCCUCCAAAACCCGUGUCCUCAAUGUCCUUUUGGUUGGUGGGGACUGUGUUUUUGUGGGUUUACAGCCAAUUUUGGUGUAUAUGUCAAAGGUGGAUGGGAGUUUCAAGUUUAGUCCUGUUAGCGUUAACUUUCUGACUGAGGUUGCAAAAGUUCUGUUUGCAAUUGUUAUGCUGUUAUUCCAGUCUAGGCAUAAGAAAGUGGGGGAGAAAUCUCUCCUCUCGGUUUCUACAAUUGUGCAGGCUGCUCGAAAUAAUGUGCUUCUUGCUGUUCCAGCUCUCCUCUAUGCUAUUAAUAAUUACUUAAAGUUUAUCAUGCAGCUUUAUUUCAAUCCUGCAACGGUGAAGAUGUUGAGCAACCUAAAGGUUUUGGUAAUUGCUAUCUUGUUAAAGAUAAUCAUGAAACGACGGUUUUCCAUCAUUCAGUGGGAAGCUCUUACUCUGUUGCUAAUUGGAAUCAGUAUAAAUCAGCUUCAUUCUGUGCCUGAGGGCACCACUGCUUUAGGUCUUCCAGUUGCAACAGGCGCAUAUUUGUACACACUCAUCUUUGUUACUGUUCCAUCUCUAGCAUCAGUCUUUAAUGAGUAUGCAUUGAAAAGCCAAUUUGAGACAAGCAUUUACCUUCAGAACUUGUUUCUCUAUGGAUACGGAGCAAUAUUCAACUUCAUGGCCAUCAUUGGAACUGCAAUUUUUAAAGGUCCCAGCAGUUUUGAUAUCUUGCAAGGACAUUCAAAGGCUACCGUGCUUUUGAUAUGCAACAAUGCUGCCCAAGGGAUUUUAUCAUCAUUUUUCUUCAAAUAUGCAGAUACAAUUCUGAAGAAGUACUCCUCAACUAUUGCUACAAUUUUUACGGGAAUAGCAUCUGCUGCUCUGUUUGGUCAUACCCUAACAAUCAACUUUAUUCUUGGCAUCUCAAUUGUGAUUAUAUCUAUGCAUCAGUUCUUUUCACCACUUUCAAAGGUUAAGGAUGAACAAGAAGAUAGUAGUCUGGAGAUGGUGAAUACUCAGGACAGCCAGAGGUCUAAGGAUGCAUCAUUUGUAAAUAUGGCAGCUGGGGCAAAUGAAGAUGCUAAUCAUCAUGUUAAAGUGGAGGAAAAGAGGCCACUUCUUCCUGUUUAAAGUUACCUGUCAUGGAUAGACAUAUGGCAAAGUAAUCUUGGCUUGGUGAGUGGAAACAAACUGCUCCUGCAUUUGACGCCUUUCUUUGUUUCUCAGAAGAGAGCAUGAGAGUUGCAACCCGCUUUGUUUCUCCAGUGAAGUUUCACCAUGUCAAUUAUAAGCCAAGAUUGAGGAGCUGUU